Fraxinus pennsylvanica is the source of this 801-nucleotide messenger RNA. The record is from the annotation of a GenBank genome assembly. Lineage: Eukaryota; Viridiplantae; Streptophyta; Magnoliopsida; Lamiales; Oleaceae.
AUGGGCACUUUGAUUGUAACUCCAGUGCUCCCAUCAAACCUAAAGUCUUCUUCACUCAAACAAGAAAAUAAUUCUAUCUUGGUGUACAGAACAAGAAGAAGAAGAGGCAAGAAGAACCAUUCUAUAGUUCCAGUGGCUAGAUUAUUUGGACCAGCAAUAUUUGAGGCAUCAAAAUUGAAGGUAUUGUUCUUAGGAGUUGAUGAGAAGAAGCAUCCAGGGAAGCUUCCAAGAACGUAUACACUUACACAUAGUGAUAUAACCUCUAAGCUCACUCUUGCCAUCUCCCAAACUAUAAACAAUUCCCAGUUACAAGGGUGGUACAAUAGACUACAGAGAGAUGAAGUGGUGGCAGAGUGGAAGAAAAUCAAAGAAAAAAUGUCUCUUCAUGUUCAUUGUCACAUAAGUGGUGGCCAUUUCUUAUUAGAUCUCUGUGCUAGGCUCAGAUUCUACAUCUUUUCCAAGGAACUCCCCGUGGUAUUAAAGGCAUUUGUUCAUGGGGAUGAAAGCUUAUUUGAUAACCAUCCAGACCUACAAGAGGCAUUGGUUUGGGAGGCUUGCAAUUGUUGUUUCCCACCAAUGAGUUUGAUUCCAUGGGCUCAAAACUUUUCUGGUGAGAGUGAGAUUGGUGGGAUCAGCCUCAAUGGCAUACAACAGAAGCAGCAGAAUUUUGUCUCUGGUGAUGAUGAGGACUACUACUUGAGAAGCCACGUCGCUACGACCUCUGUCCAGUUGUCGCUGCUACGACCUCUGUCCAGCAGCUUCGGCGUUGCUGUAUCACCGUCCUCUUCGCGUGUUCUCUGA